Carassius auratus (goldfish) is the source of this 1469-nucleotide messenger RNA. RefSeq lists its product as uncharacterized. NCBI's taxonomy places the organism in Eukaryota, Metazoa, Chordata, Actinopteri, Cypriniformes, Cyprinidae. The transcript is spliced from 9 exons. The coding region runs from base 190 to 1164 and encodes 324 amino acids. The record is from RefSeq and is a predicted model, not a curated record.
AGGUUUGACUUCAGAUGUGACUUCUGCCAUGCUGCUGGACAGUAGCUUCCACUUUCACUUUCUGAGAAGUCCACACCCCGAAAGUGAAUCGGCUCUUACGUCAGACGUCUCACUCUGCUCAACACAACAGUUGAAUCGACGGCAGUUUCCUGUCUUGCAGACAUUAUCCUGAGAGAUAAAAGGCACACCAUGUAUGCAGUUGUUACUCUGCAAGACUCAGAUGAGGUGGUGGUGGCACCAACAAACUGGCUGAGUCUAGACAAGAAACAAUGUUACUGGCCCCCAUUCAAAUCACCAGACAAGUGCAUGGAAGCUGUUCAGAACAGAAUUAAACCUGAAACAGGAGGGAAACCAUGGGAGAAACUGAACAUUAGCUUUCACGGAGAACAUGUCACUUUUGAGAAGGCAAAAGAGGGGCAAAAAGAAACCAAAGAACAGAAAGAACGGUCAUAUCUAUUAGCCACUGGAUUCCCUGGAAUGCUAAAAAGACAAAGACUUGAAAGAAUUCAAGGAAUGUCAAAUAAUUAUCUACAACCACUUCCUGCAGUAACACCUGCAUCGACAUCCAGAAUGACAGCUGAUGACCUGGAUGAGCUCCUCGAAAUGCUGAGAGACAUCAAGAGCACGGUUCAGGAAAACAAUGCUAUGUUAAAGAAACUACUAAAAGACAAUACAGUUUCUGAAGCCCCCAGCAGUACAAGCGUGCCUUCAAAAGCUAUUAAAGCAAACCUAAAACUGCCUCUUGGAACCUUUGAAGAUAUGGCCAUGAGUGAAAGAGAGCUCAGCACCGCAACAACACGGAAAAAAUAUGUCAAAUUUUUGUCAGGACUUGGAGGUUUUGGCCCCAAGGAUGUGAUUAAGAAUAUUAUGCAGCAAGUUAUAACAGAUGAUCUGGCUAAGGAGUUCAACUGGCAGGGGAGAGGAGAAAAAAGACCCUUCUCUCAUCUUAUUUUAACAGAUGUGAUCCGAGAUGCUGCAUUCAAACGAAGUGUAAACAGGGCUGAGUGUGAAAAUGAAAUAAAAAAAUAUUUGAGUUACACAGCUGACAGACUCGGUCGGAAGCGACUAAGAGAACAAGGAGGUCCUGGGCUUGAGAAUCCAAAUGAGAUUUCCCCCUCACUGAUGCCAGAGACAGACAUACCUUGGGACAUUUUGGGAUUUUGAUCAUCAAUUUAUAAUUUAUUUCACUUGGACAUUACUAAAUUAAUUGUCAUGUUUUCAGUCAUAUCCCAGCAGUGGGAAGCAUGCUUGUCUGAUGCAAUAUCUAAAAUAUUAAUUUUAUAUGUAUAUUUUUUAUUAUUAUUAUUUUAUUUUUUUUGUAGACUACAGUAUAUAUGUCUUUUUCAAUGUUUCAUUCAAAAUAAACCAGAAUUACAGAAGAUUUCUCCUUCUUUUCCAGUGCAGGAUUUUAAACUUACACUAGUGAAUUUACUGUAUUUAUGAUCAAAAUAAAGAUACACCAAUAUGUU